CAGAAUCUGUGCCUGUGCAGAAUCAGGUUUCGGUACCAGUCGCAUAUCCCAGUCUCUUCCUCCUCCCCGUGAGAGCAGAGCGUGCCGGUUGCCGUAGCAGCAGUAACAACAGCAUUCCCAGGGUCGCUGUCGCAGCCACUGUGUCGUGACUGCUUGCUGUUACAGGUCCCCUCGUGGCCAGCUUCUCUCGACACACACUCUUACCUCACCUCAGGGCCAGCUCAGCAUCAUGCUGAACCAGGAGAUCUUGAAGAAGCUGAAAUUGCCAGAUCUGAAAGAUGUCAGCCAAUAUAUCAGAAGUGUCUCCACCCCGGUGUUGGUCAGCAUGGGGGCCAUGGCUGCCGCGACAACCUACUACCUGGCAACACGACCCAAGGCCGUCCCACCAGUCUGCGACCUCCGUAUGCAGUCAGUGGAGGUUCCGGGAGGAGAUUUUGCACGCCAAUCAGUUUUACUGAACGGAAAGGGUCACAUAACACAUUUCUAUGAUGAUGCCAGAACAUUGUAUGAGUUCUUCCUCAGAGGAGUCCGGGUUUCCAAUAAUGGUCCCUGUCUGGGCUCCAGGAAACCAAAACAGCCGUAUGAAUGGAUGUCUUAUAGCGAGGUAUUGGAGCGAACAGAGAAUCUGGGCUCAGCAUUUCUCCACAAAGGACACUCUAAGACCACAGACCCCCACAUUGGCAUCUUCUCUCAGAACAGACCUGAGUGGACCAUCAGUGAGCUGGCAUGUUACACCUAUUCUCUGGUGACAGUCCCUCUAUACGACACACUGGGAACAGAAGCCAUCGGCUACAUUAUAGACAUAGCUUCCAUCUCGACUUUGGUGUGUGACGUGGUAGAUAAAGUCAACCUGGUACUGGACUGCGUUAAGGACAGGAAACACUCUGUCAAGACAAUCGUUCUGAUGGAGACCCCCAGUGCCGAGCUGGUCGACAGGUGUCAACUGGCUGGAAUCCACAUAAUCAGCCUGCAGGAGAUGGAGUCCAUCGGGAAGGCCAACCAUCGGCAACCCAUGCCUCCGCAACCAAAGGACAUGGCUCUCAUCUGCUUUACCAGUGGAACAACAGGAAACCCAAAAGGAGCUAUGCUGACACAUGAGAAUGUUGUGUCCAACUGCUCCGCCUUCAUCAAAUUGACGGAGGUUUGCUGUCCGUUGUUUUGCAGUGAUGUCCAUAUGUCCUUCCUGCCCUUGGCUCAUAUGUUUGAAAGAGUAGUACAGGGACUGAUGAUAGUGAAUGGAGCCCGGAUUGGCUUUUUCCAAGGAGAUAUUCGUCUGCUGUCAGAUGACCUCAACAUGCUGAAACCUACUGUGUUUCCUGUGGUACCCCGACUCCUUAACAGAAUGUAUGAUAAGAUCUUUGGGCAGGCCAACACCUCUCUGAAGCGCUGGCUGCUGGGAUUCGCCUGCAGAAGGAAGGAGGCCGAGAUGAGGAGAGGCAUCGUGACUAGAGACAGCAUCUGGGAUCGACUCAUCUUCCGGAAGGUUCAGGCCAGCCUCGGCGGCCGCGUGCGCCUCAUGCUGACUGGAGCUGCUCCCAUCUCUCCUGCUGUCCUCACCUUCCUCAGAGCGGCAAUAGGCUGUCAGUUCUAUGAAGGUUAUGGACAGACAGAGUGCACUGCUGGAUGCACCAUGACCAUGCCUGGUGAAUGGAAUGCAGGACAUGUCGGCGCUCCUCUGCCUUGCAACACCGUUAAACUGGUGGAUGUGCCUGAGAUGAACUACCUGGCUGCAAACGGCGAGGGAGAGGUGUGUGUGAAGGGUCCUAACGUGUUCCAGGGUUAUCUGAAGGACCCCGAGAAGACCGCCGAGGCUAUUGACGCAGAUGGUUGGCUUCACACUGGAGACAUAGGAAGAUGGCUUCCUAAUGGCACGCUGAAGAUCGUGGACAGGAAGAAGCACAUCUUUAAGUUGGCACAGGGGGAGUACAUUGCUCCGGAAAAGAUAGAGAACAUCUACAUUAGGAGUGAUGCGGUGGCACAGGUCUUUGUGCAUGGAGACAGUCUGCAGGCAUGUCUGGUAGCAGUGGUGGUUCCUGACCCUGACUUCCUGUGUAGCUGGAUCAAGAGGAUCCUGGGACUGGAGGCCAGCUACAAGGAACUGUGUGGCAGAGCGGAAGUCAAGGCAGCCAUCUUGAAGGACAUGGUGCAACUGGGCAAGAAUGGAGGCCUCAAGUCCUUUGAGCAGGUGAGGGCCAUCUGCAUCCACACCGAGCUGUUCUCAAUCGAGAACGGCCUGCUCACUCCAACUUUGAAGGCCAAGAGGAAUGAAAUGCGACAGUACUUCAGAUCCCAGAUAGAUGAACUUUACGCUGGAAUCAAGAUGUAGAAGAAGAGCAAAAUGGAAGACCAGACACACAAGCUACCAAAGGCAAACAUAGGGAGAGGCCCACACAGGGAAGAAAAUGAAGAGAUCCCGUCUUACCAAAAGGACCAUCAACACGUGUAGUUUUCAUGAUUCAGAGCAUUUAGAACAAAAAAAGGACCUAUGUGAUCUAUGACACGCACUACAAGACCUCCGAAGGUCCAGAGUAGAUUUUAUGCUUAAAAUAAAUUCUAUUCCAUCUAGUUUAUUGAUGAAAUAGUUUUGCCUAUGCUAUGUACAGUACAAAUAUGUAACAAGGUGUUGAUUCUAAUCAGCUAUUUUGUGAUAAUAUCUCCAUUAAGGAUACUUUUUAAAGGGAAAUAU
Etheostoma cragini (Arkansas darter) is the source of this 2686-nucleotide messenger RNA. RefSeq names its product long-chain-fatty-acid--CoA ligase 1-like. Gene Ontology annotation, biological process: very long-chain fatty acid metabolic process; long-chain fatty-acyl-CoA biosynthetic process; long-chain fatty acid metabolic process. Gene Ontology annotation, cellular component: endoplasmic reticulum; membrane. The record is from RefSeq and is a predicted model, not a curated record. The transcript has 22 exons. NCBI's taxonomy places the organism in Eukaryota, Metazoa, Chordata, Actinopteri, Perciformes, Percidae. Gene Ontology annotation, molecular function: arachidonate-CoA ligase activity. Bases 230 to 2326 code for a protein of 698 amino acids.